Messenger RNA from Sitodiplosis mosellana (orange wheat blossom midge), 2457 nucleotides. It is a transcript of the gene RNaseZ, whose product is annotated as ribonuclease Z, mitochondrial. Lineage: Eukaryota; Metazoa; Arthropoda; Insecta; Diptera; Cecidomyiidae. Gene Ontology annotation, biological process: mitochondrial tRNA 3'-end processing. Gene Ontology annotation, cellular component: mitochondrion. The transcript is spliced from 10 exons. The record is from RefSeq and is a predicted model, not a curated record. Gene Ontology annotation, molecular function: 3'-tRNA processing endoribonuclease activity. The coding region runs from base 173 to 2422 and encodes 749 amino acids.
ACAGCGAUAAAAACGCAAUAUAAUCAAGCAAUAUUUGGGCAAAAACUUCCUCAUUUAAAAAAAUGAUUAACCCACCUAUAAUCUUUCCAUCUAAAUUUAGUAUGUCGAUAUAAUUCUGAUUACUGAUUUUGAAUUUCAACAUUGUUUGAAAUUUGACAGCUUAUAAAAGAAAAUGUAUAGGCAAAAGCAGCAGCUACACAUAACCACGGCUCAAAAGCAGUUGGUGAAAGCCAAAGAGAAAAGUGCAAGAUAUGUGCCGGGCUCGAUAAAUCUGCAAAUUGUUGGCAAUGGAGCAAAAGGUGCACCCGCUUCGGUUUACUUAUUCACCGAUCAAUCAAGAUACCUGUUCAAUUGUGGUGAAGGAACGCAACGUCUUGCACAUGAACACAAAUCGAAAUUAACGCGAUUGGAACACAUUUUCCUUACACGAAGGAGCUGGCAUUCAUUUGGUGGUAUACCCGGUUUGAGUUUAACCAUUCAAGAUGCCGGUGUGCCACAUAUCACGCUUCAUGGCCCAAGCAAAUUGAGCGACGUUUUCCAUGGAAUGAGGAAAUUUGUGAUUUUGAAACAUUUGAAAGUGGACGCUCCGGAGUGCAAUCAAAAUGGAUUCUAUGAUGAUUUCGUUUUGAAAAUUCAUUACUUGCCGUUGAGGAAUGAUAACAGUAGCGACGAUUAUCCUGUGAUGGCGUUCAUUUGUGAAUGUAAACCAAGACCUGGGGCCUUAAGUUUAGAAAAAUGCUUGAAGCUAGGUGUUCCAAAGGGACCAUUGCUCGGAAAAUUAAAGAAUGGAGAGGCUCUAACGUUGGAGAACGGUGUCACUGUUCAACCAGACGAUGUUCGAGAGCCAGAUGAUCCGGGGCCAAUUUUUCUAGUCAUUGAUAUUCCAUCGAUCGGUUUCUUAAUAAGUCUACGUAAUAAUGAACAAUUCAAAGAAUACUUGAAUAAAAGCCACAUUGAGUCUGAUCGAGGUGAUUUAAUUCUACAUUUUUCACCGGAAUCAAUCGUUGACACCGAAGAGUACAAGGAGUUUGUUGAAUCAUUUCCAAGCAGCACAAAACAUUUAGUUCUAAAUGAAUCAAAUCAAUUCUCUGGUUAUGUAGCGGUUCAUCGGAUGCAAUGGCAGCUGAAUCAAUUGAAUCAGCAGAUAUUCCCAAUUUUAAAGGAGCCACUUCCACCAGAGACAGACGACUUUGAAAGUUCCCCCAAAAAAAUAAAAUUAAAUGAAUCACCGCCACCACAAAUGGAUGAAGAAUCGGAGCCGAAAAAGUUGCAAUUUGCCAUGCCAAUGACAUGUGUUCAUUUGCGACCGCGAAAGUGUAUCGACCGUAGUCUUGAAGUCCGACCGAAUCCAUCUGAGUUUGUAAAAGAGAUAACAGAUAUCGAAGGCGUGACUGAAGCAUUAGACGCGUUGAAAAAGGAUCGCUUGCAUGCAACUCCCGUUGAUAGAAGUAGUCAAUAUCCGAAGGUAGUGUUUCUCGGCACUGGCUCAUGUAUUCCAAACAAAACGCGGAACGUGAGCUCAAUUCUAGUUCAUACAACAAACGAGAGUUGUGUACUGUUGGAUGUAGGUGAAGGGACACUGGGUCAAAUAAUUCGUUUCUAUGGUGACAAAGCGGACGAUGUAAUUCGAAAGCUGAAAGCAGUUUAUAUUUCACAUCUGCACGCUGACCAUCACAUCGGUCUCUUUGGCAUAAUACAAAAACGGCAGCAGUUGUUGUGCGAUAAACGUGCAUCAAUUUUAUUGUUGGCUCCAAUUGAAAUGCAACCAUGGCUCACAUUCUAUGACAGUGAAAUAGAGCCAAUUAGUACGGAGUUUGAAUUGAUCGAUAACCGUUCAUUGAUUGAAGAUGGCUUAUCGGCGGAGAAAGCGGCUCUCUUGGGACUUUGCUCGCUUCGAACAUGCGGCGUUGUACAUUGCCCAAGUGCAUUCGGUGUAACAAUGACAAUAAAUCACGAUCAACCGUUCAAAUUGACAUAUAGUGGCGAUACAAAACCGUGCGAUGCGCUAAUCGAACUCGGUUUAGAUUCCACAUUACUAAUUCAUGAGGCCACAAUGGAAGACGAGCUAUUCGAGGAUGCAUUGGUAAAAAUGCAUAGCACCGUAUCGCAGGCGAUUGAACAGGGACACAAAAUGAAUGCAAAAUAUACAUUAUUAACGCAUUUCAGUCAACGUUAUGCGAAAAUUCCACGCAUCGAACAGCAUUUGGUUGACAAUGUUGGCAUUGCAUUCGAUAACAUGGAAGUCGUGUUAAGCGAUUUAAAUGACCUCAAUAUCUUAUAUCCAGCUAUGAAAAAAAUCUUCCCCGAACACUGGGACGAUAUGGAACAGAAAUCCAUAAAACGGGCCAAUAAAAAGGCAGCCGAACAUCAAGAGAAUGAAUCAAAUUUGUUAAUUGAAAACAAAGAAAAGAAAAGUAACUAAGUUAAGUUGAAUAAAAUGAAAAUUCAAAUGAAAAA